CCCCACCUAUACCAAACUCUCCAAUACCAUUUUCCAUUCCACCCAAGUCACCAGCCUAGCUAUGGCCACUGAAGACUUCACCUUCCCCAUCUUCACAGACCCUGUCUCAUGCAGCAUCGAUUCCCCACCUCUAUGGUGCUUAUCUCCUGCGGCCUCUCCUGAUCCUUACCAUGAAGAAACAUCAAAAGAAAGCAGCACGGAAGGAGAAGAGAGAGAUCAAGUCUUUAAAAAUAGUUUUCCAACGGGACCGAUCAAGCACUUAACGCAAGGGAAGAGCUUUUCAAGAAGAGAGGAGCUGGGCUCGGCUGCAUCUGAGUUGGUGAGAAGAAAUGGUAGUCUAAAUGAUAAGGAGGAGAAGAUGGACAUGUUGUGGGAGGAUUUCAACACUGAAGAAACAUUGACAAGAAGUCACAGUAGUUCGAGAUUGGAUUCUGAAGCAGUUCAUAUGGGUUGCGUUAAAGCCUUGAGACUGUCCAAACCUAAUGGCACUGCCAUCAUUUCUGCAAGGAAACCAGGCUUGGUGGUGUUCAUGAAAGAGUUGAAGAGUCUUUUCUUGAUUCACAAUUCUCAUAGGUCAGUUAAGCAUCACAGUUCUUAUAGACCAUCAGUUAAAGGUCACUGGUCACAUAAGCCUGUGAAAAUUGGCUCAUGGUAUUGAUCAUGGGAGUCUUUGUUUGAUUUAUAUAUACCACUUGCCAAUGGUGAUGGAACCCAACCGAAGAGCAAGAGAUCUUGAUUUCAAA
Messenger RNA from Populus nigra (black poplar), 743 nucleotides. RefSeq lists its product as uncharacterized. NCBI's taxonomy places the organism in Eukaryota, Viridiplantae, Streptophyta, Magnoliopsida, Malpighiales, Salicaceae. Bases 62 to 658 code for a protein of 198 amino acids. The transcript has a single exon. The record is from RefSeq and is a predicted model, not a curated record.